AUGUUACAUCAUAAAGAAUAUCCUACUAUUUCAAAGCGACAAAACCUUGAAAAAUUUGCAAUUAGUAAUAAUGAAUAUGUUAAUUUAGAUAUUUCAGUUGACCUUUCAAAUCUCAUUGAAGGUGUAAAAUUUAUAGUAUUGAGCACCUUUAACGAUUGGAAAGAAGAAGAAUUGGAGUUUUCGCGUUUUAAUGAUGUUGUGAGAUGUCGUAACAAAACCGACGAGAGAUUUGAGGUUGUCAUUCGUGUCUACGGAAAGGAUUCACAUAUAUUUGUUGAUCGUGGGCAAGAGAUUAGAAAUUUAUUAGUAUUGUCGAAAGCGGGAUUAUCAACUCCACUUUACGCAAAAUUCAAAAAUGGACUCGUAUAUGGAUUCGUACCUGGUAAAUCUUUGACUCUUGAAAAUCUUAAGGAUCCAUUUAUUUCGGCUCAAAUCGCGAAGCAAUUGGCAAAGCUUCAUAAAGUGAAUAUCAAAGAUAGCUGUAAAGAACAGAUUUUAUUUCGUAAAAUAUACAGCUGGCUAAAUAAAGUACCCGAGAAAUACACAAAUCCAAAAAAGAACAAGAUGUUUCAUCAGCAUUUUAACUUGAAACAAUCAAAGAAGAGGAAAGCUGCUUAUCUAGAAUGCGAAGUCGCUAAAAUAAAUUCACCUAUCGUCUUUUGUCACAACGACUUAUUGUACACAAACAUAAUUUAUCAAGAACCUGAAAAGAAGGUAUCGUUUAUUGAUUACGAGCAUGGAUCUUUUAAUUAUCGUGGAUUUGAUAUCGGUCUUCAUUUUAUUAAUUUUGCAGGUUUUCACUUUGAUUACAGUCUAUAUCCAAAGAAAGAUUUUCAACUUGUAUGGCUACGACAUUAUCUUGUUUCGCUUCAUCCAGAAAUAAACAUUAUAGAAGAACAAGUAGAUGAACUUUAUCGUGAAGUAUCGAAAUUCGCGCUCGUUUCGCUUUUUUAUUGUAGCGUUUGGGUUCUUGUCAUUGCUGAAGUCACAGAUUUAGACUUUAUGCAAUACGCGAUUAAAGCUAUGACUGUGUAUUAUCGUCAACGUGAUGAAAUUUUUGCACUCUAA
Ambispora leptoticha is the source of this 1068-nucleotide messenger RNA. Lineage: Eukaryota; Fungi; Glomeromycota; Glomeromycetes; Archaeosporales; Ambisporaceae. The record is from the annotation of a GenBank genome assembly.